Molecule: messenger RNA, 831 nt
Organism: Penicillium mononematosum
Lineage: Eukaryota; Fungi; Ascomycota; Eurotiomycetes; Eurotiales; Aspergillaceae
Exons: 1
Coding region: 1-831 (276 amino acids)
Source: RefSeq, a predicted model, not a curated record
AUGCUGGCCCUGCCCGCCGUCAUCGCCAUAGCCGCUUGCGGCGCGGCCAUCUUCAUUGUCCUCUCGGUGGUCAGCAUCAUUGUCUGGGUCAGGUAUCGCAAAGAGCGCCAUACAAUGAGGCUGAUAGGCCUCACCCAGAGGCAGGGAUGGAGCAGUGGGGGCUUGCGAUCUGCCCCGGUGGACACCUUGACUGAACUGAGCCGGGCAGAAGGGAGUAUAUUGAGGGCUCAUGGGCAGCUUCCAUAUGGCAAACCAUCAGAAUGGGGACAAUUAACGUCGAGGGAAAGUUUGCAUCGUCCGAAAAGCGACUCAGAGUCAUCUUUUCCCUUCACUGAGAAGGCACGAUCUCUCCGCAAUUCCCUUUCUCGAUCUCGUUCAAAGCGCUUAUCACGAUCGUCCCACAAACGUAUGAGCUCGUUGGCUACGUUGAGUGAAUCAAAUCAUCUUCCUAGUCCGCCAACUAAAGCAUCAAUAUCAAUAUCAAAACAAGACGUCCCACUUUCGGCUGUCGAGGGGGUUUUGGAAUUACCAGCAGAACGAACUCCAACGCAAACACCAGAUCUCAACGAGAAUGAUACUGGAUUCCAUCUAGGUAUGAAGCCUGUUUCACCUGGAUGGCCUCUUCCAGCACGCGAGCGGUCAAGUGUAUUUCCUGUUUCGGAAGAUCGUAACUCGUCUGGGUUUGAUCCAACCGAAGAGUCUCCUACUCGUCUUCGUGGGGGAAGUAUCGCUAGUCAAACUGCCGGGGUGAUGCCUGGUCACCCGGUACCUCCUCCCCACCAACUGCAUAUCCCCCAGACAGAUUUAGUUACGCUAGGAAUGACUCUGUGA